Molecule: messenger RNA, 17449 nt
Organism: Lymnaea stagnalis (great pond snail)
Lineage: Eukaryota; Metazoa; Mollusca; Gastropoda; Lymnaeidae
Source: the annotation of a GenBank genome assembly
GCUGCUCUUACACAGACUGUGGAGUUGUUCAUUGUUUUAGGGUCAACUUUUAGUAGUGGAUGUCACCAUGUUAUACUAGGACAGAUGGAUUGUGUAACUGAUACAGUGUAUUCAAUAGCUGGUUAGUCAGCAUGAAAUCAAAUGUUUCUAUUUAUUACAAUAGUAAUAGUGUGUUAUAUAUAUAUGUGUGUGUUUGUGUAUAUAUUUAAAAUAUUCACAAUUAUAUUAUAAAUGCCCUUGCAGUUUAUUAUAGAAAUAUUUUUCUGAAAAUCUCGGAUAUUAAAUUACAGAUUAUUUUGAAUAUCUAUAGAGAGUAUAAUUUUUUUUUUAAGGAGAUCUUUCUACCAUGGUGUUUGCAAUUAAUGGGAAACAAUAAGUAUUAACUUUGUAAUCAUGAGUGACACAAAAUUAUUGUGUAAAAAGCUAUUAAUUUAAUUUUCAUUUGGAUCACAGUACUUACGACGGUUAGAAUAAAAUUGCUCUGAUAAUGGGUAUUCUCAUAAAAGUAUGGGAUUGUUCUUGUUGAAUUAGUGACCUAGAUAUAACAGCAACAAGAAAUUAAAUUUCAUGCUAGAGAAGGAACAAUGUCAAAUGUAUUUGAACUCACAAUAGACUGUGAUAUUUGCUCAGUAUUUUUAUCUCAUAAUGUUAUCCUACUGGUAUUAUACCAUAUUUAUGGUCUAAAACAAGAAUUUCUGUUAAAAUAUUUUUUAAUUAAAAUGUUUUGAUAUAAAAGGGGCAUAACAGUUCUGAUCACAUACCAAUUAAAUUUAAAACAAUAUACUUCCUUAAAUAGUUAAUGCUAUUUUAAUAGACAAUACCUAAUGUGGUAUACUUUUGUUUUUUAUCGGAAUAGUCAGCAGAAAUUAUUAUUGUCUUGAAAUCAGAAUAAUUAUAAAAGAGUUAAAUGCUUGAUGGAUUUUUUACUAUUAAAUUUAUGGAUGGAGCAAGUAUCUUCAAGUGUGUUUAUGUCAUGGCAACAACUGGCACAAAUGCCAAAGUUGGCAUGGAAAAUUUAAAAAAAAAAUAUUUUAUUAUAUGUACAUUUAAACUUUGUAGACUAAAACUUAAUUAAAUAUACCAAAUAUAAAACACUGACGUCUGUUUAAGUUUUAAGUUAUAUUAUAUAACAUAUUCUACUGUUGCAGCAAUAAGAAAAAAGAAAUUUUUGUAAUUUAAAACUCUUACAAUGCAUGAAAUAAUAAAAUGUUCCCCUAAAUUUAUGUUGGUAUACUGGAGAAUUUCACUAAUAUUUAAGAAAUUUUAAAAUUGAAGGUUUUAUUAUCCUCACUUUAUAACGGUUGGACACCCCUGGAUCAUGGGCUGUUAAUUAAAUGAGUCAAUUAAUUCUUUUCACAACUGCAAACAUAUUCCUUCAAAUUUUUUUAAACAUUUUAUUUUAAGGUUGAAGUCUUAUUGGAGUUGUGAAAAUUUCUCUGAAAGCUUGUUUAAAGGGAUUCAGUUUCAUUUAUUUGCUUUACCUGCUUUGUAAUAAAAUGUGUCUGAAUAGUUACCCAUUGUGAUUCACCAAUUGUCCUUUUAAAAAAAUACAGCGUUUAACUGCAGUCCACCAAGGACCAUCCAAAGAUUUUUAUCGCAUUAGCAAUGGCGUGAUCAAGUGUACAAAUAUUUGAGAGCAUAUUUCUAUUUCAUAACAGUUUUAAACAACUUUAUUAUGGAGUCCUGCAAUUUUUAAGUUGUUUUAUUGUUAUUUGUGAGCUCUAAGGUUUGUAAUAAAACUAUGGUUAUUUGCUGGGCCGAUAUUACUGGAGGCGCCACAGUACAUAGCAAUAAAACCUGCACAUUCAGGGUGAAGAUGCCCCCUCCCCUGCCCUACCGAAAUGACAUCCCCGUUAUGCCUAGCAAUGAUCUUAAAGGAAUGAAAUGUCUGUUUACUUUCCCCAGUUUGAGCCACUGCCUAGUGAUGUACUGCUUGGAAUGCUAAACAAAGAACACAGGAUCUGAUGUACCGGUUAUUCAACAUGCUUCUUACAGAAAGACUUGCCAAUGUUGUCCUACUCUGUUGUAUGAUACAACCAGUAGUGCUUGUGAAAUAUCCAUGUGAUCUUAGAAUUUUUGUGGAAGAUUAUGAAGUACGCUUUUUUCAAUCUAUUAAAGAGGGCUAUAGCAUAAGAGUGUGUUUUAUUAGUUAAGUAACAACUUUUAUAACUUCUGAAUGUUGGAAUCCAAUGUUUCUAUACGAAUAGGAAUCAAAAUUCCAUCUUAGUAGGAAUAAUUAUAUCUUUAUUAUUCAAUGUCUGCAAUAGACAUGAUGUUAAGAUGCCUUGUUAUAAUAAUAAAUCUGAAUUUGGCAGGGAUUUAAUUUUAAUCUGAACCAAGUUAAUGCCAUUAAUUUAACUUUCUUUCUUAUGAAAUGUGGAGUUUCAUGAUUUUUUUAUAUAUUAUUCAUAUAAGUAUUGUGAAUUCAUUAUUUUUUUAAAAAUAUUUCUAUUUCGUUUAUUUAGAAGAUGUGAUUAUAUUUACAGACCUGUUUACCCUUGGGUUAAGGUCAGCUUAGUUUUCAGCUCUCCAAAAUGUAGUUUGUAGCUACAAAGAGUAGGUUUGUUGAUACAAAGAGUAGUUUUGUUGAGAGGGGGGGGGGGAGGAGGGGGGCUGGUGUUUGCAUUCAAUAAACAAGUUGUGUAAGGAAUUCCACUCAACUACUUAUGUCAUUUAACACAAAUAAAUAAACAGGAUAUAGUCCUGUGAUUUGUUUCUUAAGAAUGAGAAAAGAUAUAAGGCAAGCACUGUGGCAGUUAAGUAUUAAAUACGCAAUUCUCUGAAAGAUAAUAUUCUGGUUGGUUUAUUAAAAUCAAGAACGCAAAGGGCUAUCACUUUAAUUCUUAUUUGAUUUCUUACGGUGUUAAUGUUAACCCACACAAAAAACCAAUAACUUUUUACAGAAAAACGCCAGAAUUUAUUUUUUUUAUUAUUAAAAUUAAAUCAACAUUCUAAAAAAAUUCCAAAAACCGCAGGUUUUUUUUUUUUAGGCUUGUCUUAGGCUUAAAAAACCUAGUUACUACGGCAAAAGCGUAGAGGUAAACAGGUCUUUAUUUAUAUCUGUUUGUAUUUUGGGAAUUCAAUUAAAAAGCUUACAUUUAUGUUUAGCAAAAGGAUUCCGAGGUUAAAUUUGUCCUUGUCAGAAAAAAUAUUUGAAAAUAAAUUUUCAUGCCUACCCUACACAAUAUGACUCAAUCAUCCAUUCGCAGUUUUACAGAUAAGGUUUAUCUUUCAUCCACAGGUUGACAACACUAAUAUUUGUCUUGGUGAAUAUGUAUCUAAAGGUAAUGGACUGUAUGCAUCAUGCCCUGAUAUGCACAGAUAUAUUUAAGCAUCUCUUCACUCACCCGGUGUAUUGUUGAUGAGAAAUAGGCUUUUAACAAGAUAAUCGUUGCUCUCUCAGCAAGUUAAAAUGUCAUGUUCUGUGUAACUUUAUCAAAUCUUUACAAGUCAAGUUAUUUAUUUUAUCAUUAAUUUUAUGUUUCAUUCAAGGGACUCAAAAAGUCCAAGAUUAUUGCCAUGGCCCUAACAAGUAAAAUGCUAUCUGUUGCAUUCUAGAUUAACGUCCACUGUUCAAGACUUUGAUAUUAUUUUACAUUUAUUGUGUACAAUUACACAAGUUUUUUUCAACAAAUUGGAUCACUAUUAAAUUUUUUUUCUACGCAGAAUGUCGACCUUUUGUGUCAAGCUUUAGCAGGUCUGAUCUGCCACAAGAUUACCCUAAUGAAAGUUUGUCCAUAGAGAGGCCCUCUAACAUCAAUCUGGUGGGCUUGAACAGUCCAUACCCAGGAGACAAUAAUAUAUAUCCUGGUCUCACCAUCCAAUGGGGACCCCCUCCUUCAGGUAGGACUUUGAUCAUUAAAUAUUGUAACACCUUGUAAUCUUAUGAGAUGGUAACAUGUUCACCAUCUUUCAUACACUAUAUAAUUUUAUUGUGGGAAUAUUCAGUUGUGUUUAUUAAGAAGUAACCAUUUACGUUAUUUAAUUUUUUAUUAAUUUCAAUACCUUUGCACUAUGUGGGAAUGGGAAAGUCAUUUAACUGUCAUCUGAAAUGUGUAAAUUAAUAGCUGUUAUAGGGAUAUAUUAAACAUUUUAUUCAUAAAAACUUUUUGUAUAUAUGCAGGAUUAUUUUUUUUAUGUGCAAUAUGUUAAUUUUUUUCCAUUAACCUUUUUUUGUAUUUAUUUCUUAUGUCAUUCCAUUAGAAGCUGCAAAGAGAGAUUUGGAAGGCUUUUUAAUAAUUUGGAAGGAUAAAGACGUCUUUUGCAGACUAUUUCAGUUAAAACCUGGGUCGAUCCAGCAUAACACUAAGGUAUUUUUUACAGAGAUGAUAGUUUACAUAGAACUUGCUGAUAUGAUAGGAUCUGACAACAUCUCAAUAUUUAAUUAGAAAAUGUCCAUCACACACUUGUAUAGAAGAAUAUGAAAACAUGUAGAACAGUGGUCAGUAAACCCUGGCUAAGAAGCUGCUCUUUCCACUAUUAAAUUUCAAUUGUUUUUUAAAUCAUCUAUGUAUAAACCAUCCACCCUAUCUGACUUAUAAUCAGAAUUUAAAAUAAGAACCAGCAUAACUGUAGUUGAUGGUGAUGGGGACCAUGGUGGUGCAAAUGUACUUGAUAUUUUAUUUCUAUUUUUUUAUUUAAUAUUUUUGUCCACAUGACACUUUGCUUAGGUUGAUGAGGGGGGUCUGUGAAGUAGUCUAGGCAGGAGUUGGUUUAAGCUUCUAGAAUCUUAUUAAAAGUUGUUGUUGUUUUAUAUUCUUUGCCUUAGGUGACUUUCAGUUACGACGUAGAGAGACUGAACCCAGUUUCCAACUACUCUGUCAUUGUGUACAGCACUCCUCCACCUAAGCCAGGAGAUCAGAACGAUGAAAAAGUCUUUCUUAGGAUGAGCUACACAACAUUUAGACAAUAUCGUGAGCUAUUUUCACAUCUUCAUAUAGUUUUCUGCAACUAUUUGUAUACUGUUAUACUGUGAUCAAAUACAUUAACCAACCCAGGUUGAAGGUGUGUUGGUAUUUUCAACUUUAAUAUUGCUGUUAUGUUCUGUUUGGGUGUUUGUGCCAUGUUCUGUAGACCCUGUCUAGAUGUUUGUGCUAUGUUCUGUAGACCUGUUGAUGUGUAUGUUCUUUAGACCUUGUUGUGUAUGUGUUAAGUGCUAUGUUUUAGACCUUUAUUGUGUGUAUGAGUUAUGUCUGUAGACCUGUUGAUGUGUAUGUUGUAUGAUCUUUAGAACUUUUUGGUGUGUAUGUGUUAUGUUCUGUAGACCUUAUUGAUGUGAAUAUGCUGUGAAGUUCUACAAUACUGCUGUUGUACAUUUGUUUUCUUUUUUGUGACUCUACUAAUACAUUGGCAUAGAUUUUGAUUGUCACCAAUCCUAUUUCAAUAGCUGCCCAAGGAUUUGCACCUGCCCUCUGGGCACCAUCUUUGUCUGUAAAAACGUGGACCAAUGGAAGUGUAGAUGUGAAGUUUACCCUCUCACCUCCUGAGUUUAACCUCACAUUCUUUGAAGUUCUGCUGCUAAAGAAGUCGUCAGGAUGGUAUAACUUCUAUCAGAAGGUUAACUACACUGGCACGGUUAGUUUGAAAGGAAUUUUCUAAUGUAAAGAUAGAAAUUUGAUGAGGUGAGAUGGUUGAAAUCUGUUUCUGAUAUAAAGAUAGAAUAUGCAGAUGGUAAAAAAUAUGACAAUGCAUUUGCAGAUGCUAAGAAGUAUGACAUAAUUUACAGAUGGUAAGAAUUAUGACAUAUUAUUUGCAGAUGGUAAGAAAUAGAGAUAGAAUUUGUAGAUGGUAUGUGAAAUAAAAUUUGGCAGAUGGUAAGAAAUAUGAGUUAAAUUUGUCAGAUAGUAAGAAAUAUGUGAUAUAAUAUAAGUUACAUAUGGUAAGAAAUUUGAGUUAAAUUUGGCAGAUAGUAAGAAAUAUGAGAAUUUACAGAUGAUAAAAAAUAUAAGAUAAAUUUGCAGAUGGUAAGAAAUUUGAGAUAGAAUAUGAAGAUGGUAAGAGAGAUCUCUUGGUCUAAUCUAACAGUUACAUCCUUAAGUCCCUAUAAGCGUUUGCCACCUCCAUUUGAUAGUAUUAAGAAGGUUUGAUCAAUGGUUCCAUAACACAUUUUCUAAGCACUUUUUAUUGGAUGAGUAUUUUCACAUUCUGGACACACAAAAAUUGAAUGUCAUUAGAAAUGUAAGAAUCAAGACCUGAUAUCAUUUUAUUAUCAUUUUAUUGGUAUCUAACAUAUAAGAGAAAGGGUAAUCACAAGAUGAAUGGUGAUCAUAACAGGAAUGGUUAUCUUAACAGGAAUGGUGAUCAUCGGUGGCAAAGUGAUUCAUAAUUUUGUCUUAAGUUGGUGCAAUUAAUUAUUUUUGUGCAAGUUUUGCCUGGUCAAUUUGGAAAAAUAGACUUAUCUAUGAUGUUCAGGUAACAUCAUCCCCAUGAUGUUCAGGUAACAUCAUCCCCAUGAUGUUCAGGUAACAUCAUCACCAUGAUGUUCAGGUAACAUCAUCACCACACUUGAUAAGUCAUCAGAAAAUGAUGUACUUCUUACGACGAAUCCACUAUGAUAUUGUCUUCAGAUUUUUUAAUAUUUAUCAAGCUAUUCAUCUUGGUGAUGUGUCUUCAAAUUAUGGGUAACAAGUCAUUUCAGUAUGCUAGACAGUAAUACCAAACUGGAAUUUGUGUCGUUUUACUCAUUUGCUGGGUCACAUAAAUCAGCUGAGAUUUUUAUCUAAAGCUAUGGAGUGCUUUUCGAUGGCAAAUUAGAUGUUGUGUUUUCAUGUUCCUCAGGUCUACUCUAAGAAAGAUCCAGAAGGUGCUGUCACAUUUUCUAACCUACCGACAGAUGAAUAUUCGGUUUUGGUAAGUAGGUCAUUGUGUUAAAUUUUAGGUCACUGAUCGCUGUCAGUAUUUACUGAUGAGAUUCCCUGUCAAAUCACAUUGUAAAUUUGGGUCCCAAAUUGUUGUGCAGCAUCAUUGUGGAUUUGUGGGAGUUAGAAACAGGCCCAUUUAUUCUAUUGUUGGUGCUUGUUGACAAUAUCUAUUUAUCAUGAAUCUUCCUCUCAGCUCUCCCCAUCUCGUUUCAAGUGGGUAGCUCAAAUAUAAAGUUCACAUCCUUCUUCUUCUUCUUCUAUAUAUUAAGGGCCCAUGAUCAAUUUAUUGAUCAAUGUUUCUGACAACAUGUCUCUCAAUAAUCAUAUUUCUCACAUCUGUCGCUAUUCGUUCACCGCUUUCCGUCAGAUCAGCUCCAUCCGCCACUACCUCACAGUCAGCGCAACAGAAUCACUAGUCUGUGCUCUUGUUCUCUCUCGUCUUGACUAUGAAAACUCUCUUCUGUCAGUUUCACCAAAACAUUUGGUAGAAAAACUGCAAAAAGUUCAAAACUCAGCUGCUAGGUCAAUUCUAAAGCAAAUAAACGUGAUCAUGUCACUCCACUACUUCAUUCACUUCAUUAGCUCCCCAUACACGCAUUGAUUACAUGCUGUCUGUCCUGUCACAACUUUUUCUCUGGUUCCAGCCAUUCCUAUCUUACUGAACAUCUUACUGUCUAUUCUCACCCCUUCAAAAGCUUCAUUCUUCCGCAGGCACAUAUUCUUUCCCAGAACAUGCACUAAAACAUAUGGUGAGCGAUCUUUCUCUUUCUGUGCCCCAAAACAAUAGAAUUCUCUCCCGUUACACAUCCGCAAUAUAACGACCAUCACAGCCUUUAAAUAUGCCCUCACGCCCCAUCUCUUCAGACUGUACUAUACCUACUCUUUCUCACCCCCAUCUGACUGAUAAACAAUGCUAGAUUCUGCUGGGUUCUGUCCACUGCUGGACAGGUGCAGAUAGUACUUGGGUGGGUGAGGUCAUUGCUGUUUUUAAUUGUAUACGUUUCUGUAAUUGCUCAUUUUUAUGUCAAGCGCAGCGAGCCUAGCCAUAGGCUGGGGUACUGCGCUAUAUAAAAUAACCUAAUAAUAAUAAUAAUAAUAAUAAAUAUUAUAAUUACCAUUUACUUGACAUUAUUUUUUUAUAUGUGUAACAGAGAUAGAAUGUUAUUUUCUAAGCCAUGGAAUAAUGUCUAAUAUUUAGGAUAAUAAUUUGAUAUUGAACUCUGACCAUAACGAAAUGUCUUAAUACUUGUAUUGUUACAGGUGCGACCCAUAGAUCCCUUUCGUCAUGAUGUGACUAAAUGUCUUUGUUGGAAGAAUGAUACUUCCAAAUACUGUGAGGCUGCAUGUGCCAGCAUUAACUCUGAUGUAUUCCUGGUCAAUGUUACAGGUGAGGAAUGUCACUUUACAUGUACAGUUGAACAGAGAUGAGAAGAAGUGACAUUAGUGGAAGUAAACAAGCUAGAUCUAAGAUUGUCACCUGAAUACAUUUAUUUUGUUGACUCUGCAGAAGAACCCGAAAUAAAAACCCCUCUGCUGUCAACUACAACACCAUUAACAGUAAGACCAUCAUCACCUACAGUAGAAAGGCCUACUGCAACUCCCACAGCUGGUGGUGGAUCUGAAAAGCUACCAGCUAAGGCCACCGAUGAUGAGACGGCUUGGGUCAUUGGUGGCUCAACGCUGGGAGCGGUCCUUUUUAUUAUAAUCUGUCUUGUGUUCGCUUGUUGGUUCAGAUCCAAGGAUUCAUUCUCCCUUAUCAAAGGUAUGUUUAUGUCUGUAUUGCCUUUAAUGUCUUGCUCUCUUGUCUAAAACAGAAUAUAAUCGCCAUUUACUGUCCUGUCUGAUAAAGAAUAUAAUCGCCUGUUACUGUCUUGUCUGAUGCAGAAUAUAAUAAAACUUAUAUUUACAUAAAUUUAUUAUCAAUUCUGAGAACUGUCCUUUUUGGGUUAUCUGUUAAAACACAUGUUUUUAAUAUACAUCACACUAACUUCAUAAAAUAAAUGUUUCUGCAUAAAAUCUGAUUUUUAAGAAAUAACUCAUGUAUUUUAAUACAUCAAGUACAUGUUUUUUGUUCAUCUAUAAAGAUAAUAAUAUUACAAUGUAUAUCAAUAAAAGUGUUUCUAAAAUGUCAAAUUUGGAGUGAGUGGGGGGGGGGGGGGGUUGAAAAAUGCCUAAAUCGGGGGGGGGUGGAAAAAAAAAAAAUAACUCGUUUUUUUGGAAAGUUUUAAAAAAAAUUUGGAGGGAGGUAUGGAAGGAGAUCUGAAACAUGCCUAAAUCAGGGAGUGUCAGAAAAACAAAUAUAUACUCGUCUUUAUGGAAAGUUUUAAAAAAAAUGAAGGUUGACUACAAAUGAAAAUAAGACAUGUAUUGAUAAGUUAUAUAUAUUUAUUAUUAAUAAUUAUUAAAUAUUACAGAGUUAAUUUAUCAAUACUUUGGGAAAAGAAGAGUUAAUAAAAUAUGACACUUGGUUCUUGUUAUUUACAGUAAAAAAAUGCUUCCAUCGUAUUUGUCUAGGCACUGACAAACAAAAAUUCUCUUUAAGUCCAUCUUCAGUGGACCCGAUACCAGAUAAUAAAGGUAAGUCAUGACUUCUGCCAUAUUAAGCUUGAAGAUUAUCAUUUUAGUUCUUAACCGUCUGGAACCUAAGCUCACAAGCUAACCUGUUGGUACUUGAAUCGAGACUUACACUUGAAUCGAGACUUACAUGCUAACCUGGUGGCUCCUGAAUCUAGGCUUACAAGCUUACCUGGUGGUUCUUGAAUCUAGGUUCUUGAAAUCUAUCUUCUUUAUUUGAAUUCUGCUUCCAUUCAGGACUGCAAGUGGACAUUUCUAUAGUUUUCAACUCUAGACAUUUCUACAAUUUUCAACUCCAUCUUCUGCAUUUAAUUAACAUCACAGAGCUCUGUUGACAUUUGAUGCUGCGCAACUCCAGUUUCUAAAAUUGACAUCACCAACCUUUACUGAUGUUUAAUUAUUUUUUUAAUAUACUAUAUGACGGCACUGAGUUUAACUUUGUUGACAAUGUUUUCUGUUUUGACUGCAAGUAAAAGCUUUCACAACAGUGACAAUAGUGGGUGUUUGAAGGUGGGAUAUCUAACCACUAUUUUGUAAUUUGUCACAGGCAGUCCAUCCAUUGUCAAAAGAACUGUAUAUAUCAUGUCUGCUGAUGACCAUAAUGCCCAUAUUGAAGUGGUUAAGAGCUUGGCCCAAUUCCUUGAGGUAAGCGCUGGAAACUUUAGGGCUGCUUCUUGGUGGCAGUAAGCAUGAAAUAAACAAUUUUAAUGGAAGAGACUCAAAAUUAUGAAAUGUAUUAUUUCAAUCAAUGUACUGUAGAACCAUAUGUAUAACAUUAUCAUUGUAGCCAAUCACUGCAUGCUUACAAUUGGUUUUUAUGGUUUUACCUCUACCAAAAUCCCAAGUUAUUGACAUAUGGCCAUAAAUUCUCUUUUGACAGCUUGAAUAAGUUGUGUCUUUAAUUAGCAGACUUUUUUUGUCAAGUCUAAUAGCAAUCUUGGAUCCAUGACUUAUCCCGGAAAAGGAAUGAAAUGUUCUAAUUGCUCUGAAAUCAUUGUGCCGCAGGUUCACUGUUACUGUCAAGUUAUCUACCCGCCUAUGGAAGAAGACAUUGACAAAGAGCCCUACACCUGGUUCCUGCGGAGCAUGUCCAGGACGGAACGGAUCAUUUUUGUUGACUCUGAAGGGGCAGAAAAACUUGUUCAAGCCCAUAUAUACAUGAAGACAUACAAGAGUAGAGAGCUUCCACCACAGGGAGACUUGUUUACCAUGUGCCUGAAGCAUAUUUUCAAUAAUGCUGAAGCAAGGUCAAAUCUAGUUCUAGUACAUUUUGGCACAGACCGCUGCCACAAAUCUCUUCACUACCCACCUACCUUCCAGCUACCAAAACAGUUUCCAGGAUUUCUGCGUUGCAUCCAUGGUAUCUCUCCAAAGAGCUCUGCCUCAUAUGCUGUAAGUGUCUUUUCUGUUUCAUUUGAUCAUAAGUAGCUUAACAUUUAAACUGAUCACUGAGGGAGAUCUUUGUUAUAUUGUGUAUGACAGAGGCAGAUGUUUCAUCAUGUUAUCUAUGUCUGAGGCAGAUGUUUGUCAUGUUAUCGAUGUCUGAGGCAGAUGUUUGUCAUGUUAUUGAUGUCUGAGGCAGAUGUUUGUCAUGUUAUCGAUGUCUGAGGCAGAUGUUUGUCAUGUUAUCGAUGUCUGAGGCAGAUGUUUGUCAUGUUAUCGAUGUCUGAGGCAGAUGUUUGUCAUGUUAUCGAUGCCUGAGGCAGAUGUUUGUCAUGUUAUCGAUGUCUGAGGCAGAUGUUUGUCAUGUUAUCGAUGUCUGAGGCAGAUGUUUGUCAUGUUAUCGAUGUCUGAGGCAGAUGUUUGUCAUGUUAUCGAUGUCUGAGGGAGAUGCUAAACUUUUCUUUUUUUUUUUUUACCUGUCAUAUCCAUCGCAUUAUUUGCUCAGGUUGUGAUGUCAGGGAAUUUUACACAAUUCAAAAUCCGUUUUAAUUAUUUGUAAUUAUUUUUUUUACCUUUUUCAAAUUUGAAUAGAGUAAUAUGUUUGGCAGGUGUAUAUGUCUGUAGUUUGGCUGCUGUAUAUGUCUGUAGUUUGGCUGCUGUAAAUGUCUGUAGUUUGGCUGCUGUAUAUGUCUAUAGUUUGGCUGCUGUAUAUGUCUGUAGUUUGGCUGCUGUAUAUGUCUGUUGUUUGGCUGCUGUAUAUGUCUGUAGUUUGGCUGCUGUAUAUGUCUGUAUCAUAGAAAGUUUGGAGCAGGGGGAAUGCUGUGUAAACUGUUGAAUAAAAUAAUUUCAUCUACCAAUAUUUCAGAAUUGUCUACCCAUGUGUGUGGACAACAUCCAGGCUCUGCCACAAGGGAAUCAACUGCUCUCUGCCGUUGAGUUGUCAAAGAGUUUUGAGAGGGACAACCCCCAUUGGUCAGAAAGUUACUUCGGUACAGCAUCAACCGAAUUGCGGACCAUGCAAUCAUGCUCCGGGGAUUCAGGAAUAAACGUAGAUUAUGAUCUGGGUCGAUCUGUCUCCACCCAGGACCUCAGUGGGCUGGACUCUGCAAGUCCAACAUCUCCAACAUCCAAACCGCCCUUCUUUGGAACAAGAACAAAUGUUGAUGCUAUUCAUCCAUCCCAAGUGCCUGAGUUGAGUAUUUUCACUGUCCCUUGUGAUUACGAUAGCAUUUGUCCUAGCUCUGUGAUGGAACAACCAGAUUACACUUACGCAGUUAUUCCACCUGAGUCACCAUCACAGUUUGUUGAUUCCUUCAGUCGUACUGUUAACACUGUCAACAAGGAGAGUGGCUUUGGUUCCAUCUAUGAGGCAGCUUAUGAAAAUGGGAGCGUACCUGGGGAGCAGUACAGUGACCAUUUCACACCACCCAGUGGACUGGAAGACUGUCAGGGGUCUAUACAUCCGCCAGAAUCUCCAUCAGAUAUGGAUAAUACCAGCUCAGCCCUGAGAGAAAUCAACUACAACUAUGACAAGUUUGUCUUAAACAUUUAAAGAAGGCUAAAAGUUGUUUUUUUCAUAGCAAUACACAUGAUUCUGCUCACAAAGUCAGUUUUAACAAUGUCAUUAUUCUGCCUGUUCCCGGUGCUGUGAGUUCCUGGCUGUGGAAAAACUAAUGAGCAGUAUUGCUAUUAUAAAUUGAAAUGUCAAAGAGACAAGGGAGGCUACUCAGGACACUAACUAAACAAAGCUUUUCAUUGUGUUAAAAUUGGAAUCAACGAUGACCUUGAAAUUUGGGUUCAUAAACAAUCUCAAACAUGGACUAUGUAUCAAAUAAUUUUCAGAAAGAAAUUUUUAUUUUAAAAUUUGUUGGAACUCAUCGCCAUAAAGAAUUUUAAAUUUGUUUUUGAUAGAUAGGUUUUUAUUAUUAGUACUUAAAUAUACUCUUAACACUGUUACUGUAUUGAAUAUUUUAAUAUGUUGUUUCAAAAUAUAUUAUACAAAUUACUUGACCAUAGAUUCAGAUGGUUAAAUAUGUUUGUUAAAGACUGUCCAUAAUUAAAGAUAUUUUGCAUACCUUGUUGAAGAUACAUAAUAAGUUAGCUUCAUGUAGUAUUAACAUCUCGGAUACUUCAAGAAACUAAUUAUAUAUAUAAUGAGAAUCUGAGUAAUCUCUUCUAAUGGAUAGUUGAAGUUCCUUACAUUUUGAUGACACAAAUGGCCAGGGCUUUAAUUCAACACUUUUGCCCCCAUUUAUCAAAAUUCUCUCAUUUCCUUUGUUAUUAACCUAUAUAAGUGUAUUCUCCUGAUUUAUUUAUAGCCAUUCCUUGAUGUUAAUUGUAAAAUAGCAUUUAUUGUGAUACUGUGUAUUAUUUCAAACAUUGUUCAAACAUUCUAAUUUCUUAACCAUAGAUUGAGGUGGUUAAAUGGGGGUGUUGGUAUUUCUUAAACUGUUCUUUUGGUACUGGAAAUCCCAUACCAAAUUUUAUCAGAGAAGCUAGGGCAGUGACGCCAAAGCAAAGCCAAUUCCUGCCAUAAAAGAACCAUUGUCCGUUGGUGCCCGUUAACGGUCAAUUUGUCUUCCUGCUAAUUUCUAACUGUCCCCUGUAGUUAAUAUUUACAGAUAUCUUGUUAUAAAUGCACCCCAUAUUAUUAACAGAUGAAAUUAUAGAUCAAAUAUAGUCUAUCACUUGACAAUGGCCUCCUAGAGUACAGCAGAGUGUUUAAGUAACAAUUUGAAGCAUUAUGAGGGGGUCAGUUAACAAAUUCAUUAUGAUUUAUUUGGGGGAGGAUUUUUGUUAAUGAAGAGAUUCUUAGGGGUGAUAGAUUUUCAUUGUGAUGAAAUAAUAUAAUCCAUUUGUACUGCAGCCUUAUUCAACACAGCUAAGUACUAUAGGAGAUUGAUUGAUUGAAUGCUUUUAUAGCCCUUGUGGUCCAUGCUAUUUUAGCAUGCUCACAGCGCUCCAAUGUUCUAAAAUCUUUUUAAAGAAAAAUGGCUUUAAAUCAUCCUUAAAUGAUUUUUUUAUUAUUUUAAAUUUCCCUCAAAGAUUGAGGCAAACUGUUUUUAGGUGCAAUAGCUUCAAAGGAGCGCAUUCUGUAUGACUGCUUUCUGUGUCCAUCCAUACUGAGAACCCCCAGUGAGGACUUUGUUGAAGAACGCAGGUUCUGUAAGGAUACAUCUUUAGAAAUCAGUUUUUUGAAGAUAUUCAGGUGCAGAGCCUUCUAUACAGCUAUAUGCCAGGGACGGCAUUUUGUGGUCAAUGCGCUCAUUCACAGGAAGCCAAUGGAGAUCUUUAAGAACUGGGAUGAAGUGGUCCGAUUUCUCAAUACGUGAUACAAUGUGUGCUGCAGUAUUUUGUACCUUCUCAAGUCUCUAAAUUUGGUUUUUAGGUAAACCCCACAAACAACUAUUAGAGUAAUCAAUCUAAUCUUGAUUGGAUUAAAGUGACUGCUACAGCAUUGGCAGUUCUCUUAUCAAGUUGGGGACGCAGCUAACCCAGGGUGCGUCAAUGACAGAAACAAGCAAAGUUAUAACCUCAGUCUGGUUAAUGAUGUUUAAGAUGAUGAAUAAUUUUUCGGACGUGAGUUUUCACAGAAUUUAACGGGCAGCUUAGUGUAACUGAUCUUUAUCUUGUUAUAUUUUUUUGUCUUGUACAAAUGGUCACUUGUAAUAUAAAAACAUGGUAUUGUUAUAUGGAAAUGAAUAGCUUAUUUUUGUUAAAACCACAAAUUAUAUUUGUCUUUCUUGUUAUGCUUGCCUUCUAUACAGUCUUGUAGGAUUGAACAUGGUGUUAAAAUAAGAUGUUACCCUCAUAUCAACAAUAACUGUGUUAUUUCAUUUAUUUAAAUACUUUUUUUAACAUUGUUUUAUAAUAAUUGUGACCUUGACCUCUCAAUCAAAAUUUCUGUUUAUCUAAUUCCAUUUGACCAUUUUCAGUAACACUCUGUACUAAAAAGUAGAGGCACAAAUAGAAACAUUAUUCUUCUUAAAAGUACUGGUAUUGAUAUGAACAUUCCCAUUCUUUCAAAAAAAUUAUAUUGAUAAAUAAAAUUCCCGAUAAUUACAUGCAGUGGCAAAAUGUUCAUUUUUAUUGAAGUGUAGACAGGCCAGUAACCUGACUGUAGUAUACACUACUAUUUGCUGGUCACCACGCACUGGUAACAUUGUGCUGGUUAAAUCGAGCUGAUGGCAUUGUGCUGGUUACAUCGCUUCACUACUAUAUGUGUAAUCAAAUAAUUUAGAUAUGUUUAUGAAUAUUUUUAGGACAUUAAAUGGUGCAAGACAAUGUGUAGAAAAAAUUAAAUGGCUUGGGGGGUUGAAUCUAUUUUCAUCAUUCAAGUGUCUUGACAUUAGUACUGGGUACUGUAAAAAUUAGUUCUCAAACAUUAUACUUUACCCUUUGUCACUGGGCUGAAAAUAAGUCAAACAAAUUCUAUUUCCUUUACAAACUUUCAGGUUUUCUUUCACCUACCUUAUGAAAACAUUAUCAACAAAUGGCAGUAAACUUGAACUGAGUUCUCCUCAACAAACAUGUUUUGAACUUUUAGUUUUAAUUUGAAUAAAUGCCCAAGUUUUACCUUGAAUAGAAAUAGAAAAAUUCCAGAAUAAACAACAAGGAAUCUUUGGUUUGGUUUUUAAUGCCAAGAAAUUUAAAAAAUGCAUUCUUUUUUUGUGUCCACCACACCAUAAAACAAAAUAAUCUCCCUGUACUUACAUUGGUUCUGUGACAGUAAGUUGUCAUUAUUACACUGUGGGCAGCAUUCAUUAGUCAACUGUACUGUCUUCCUUAAAACUGAUGGUGUUUUUUUUAAAAUAUGUAUGAACUUUAUUUUUCUAAGUUUUACCCAGGAUCACAUGAUUAAUUCUUAAAGUGUGUUUAAAUAAUUGAGACAAAUAUUCCAUUCUUUCAUCUGUUAUUCUAAGAUAUAUAUAUCAUAUAUAUAUAUAUCUGCAUUUAUAUAUUAUAUGCCAUUUUUUGUCAUUAGAUCAUCUCCCUUGUUAUAAAGUGCCUCACAAAUGUAACCAUUGAAUUAAAAAGACUUGAUUAAGAAAACUGCUAAACAUGGUACUUUUGAAAAUAUUAAGAUAUGAAAUAUUUAGAUUUAACUCUUAUACCCAUUACCAACUCUGAAUUACUGCUGAGUACUAUGAAUCUAUGAAUAGUUGCUGGUCUGUGAACUCCCAAUGAGCUGCUGGUUUGUUUAGUUUUGUACAUGAUGUACAUAAACAAGUUCAAAUGACUUACCUAGCAGCUUUGCAUAUAUCUGGUUCAAUUAUUGUACUUUUUGUUUUCAAAACCUGCUGAACAGUAAUGAGCAAUACUGUAUUCUUUUAGAUUUAUUUUAAACUGCUGUCAAUAUGACAUACAUAAUACACAUGGUUUUAACUCAUACACAUCAUACACAUCAUAUUUGUAUUUAAAAAUGAAAAAUAAGAAUCAACAUGUUUUAUUUGAAUACUUGUACUAAUUAGACAUAAAUGGAGUGGAACUCUGCUCAGACUGACAGGGCUGCCAAAGUGAGGUUCACACAUAAAAUAAGUGAAUUAAAAGCAUAACUUCUCACUUAAACUAAUCUAACUUUAACACCACAAAGCUCAAUAAACACAAGAGAUUAAUAAAAUAUGUGGUUGGUGUUUUUAAACAACAAACUUCACAUAUCUUCCUACUAAAAAAAUACAACUCUGUCCAAUUGGAAUAAUGUUAAGACCCGCUAUUAAUCUGAUCUGAUUUUAUGGACCUAAAUCAUUACUUAACAGCAAUUUUUCACUGUAUUUAUUUAACCUUACAUUAAAUAAGCCAUGUUGGUAUAUCUGUAGAGUUUUACACUUUUGACAUUGUUAAUUUUUAUGCAAGUAUAUUACAUAUCUUUAUUAUGUACCAAUGUCAACAAAUUAAAGUUGACAAAUGUCCAUAGACCUUGCAGUUUUGUAGGCCAAUGAUUCAUCAGUGACAAAUCAAAGUAUUACCAAACAAACCAAAUAUGUUGUUUUUUUCAGAUAUUAAUUUAUUUAUUCAAGGUAAAAUUUUAUCUCCAAGAUUUCUGUACUUAAUUCCCUAAGAUAUUGUUGGUCAUGUCAUGUGGGUGGUUUUAUUUUAUUUUUGUCACUUUAAAAUUGUUCAUGUCACUUACUUUAUAUAUAUAUAUAUAUAUAUACAUAUACGUUUUAAAGGUUGUUUAGUCUUGCAGAAUAUCUAAACAAAACACACUGUCCUUUCAUGCAAUAAAGUUAUUUUUUUUUAUAUAAUCUUAAUCUCAGCAUUCAGAUUUAUUUCUGAGUUUUACAAAAAUAUUUCAUAUGUCGAAGAAAAGAAAGUCCUGCACUCUAUCACGUAAGCCAUGAAAAAUAAAAGCAAAACAGCAAUUGAUAGACAGAGUUAUGGCAGAACCAGACUAAUGCAUUAGUAGAUUACCUUGAUGUCUUUUUUUGUUUGUUUUUCUCUUCCCUUUGCUUAUUAAUAUUCAUUGAUUCUCAGAACUUGCUGUAUCUUUGCUAGCAUAGUUAUACAAUAUUUGAAUCAUAGUCUUAAUCCUGCUUUAUUAAAACGAUGUCAUUCUUUUAAUUAACUUGUCCUAGAUAUUUCAAUCUCAAAGCUCUUAUAACACAUGUAUACAUCUUACAUACACACACACA